UUUCGCUUUUGUGUUUUUGUUUUAUUGUGCGGUUGUGGUUUUUUGUCACGUGAUCGUCGAUAGCGACUUGACUAGCGGGUUGAUGGACGUGAAUUUCAUGAACGGGAAAAUGGAAGUUAAUGGGAGGGAUGAUCUGAAGAAACCUUUAUUGCAGCAUGUAAAUGGUGUUGCAAUUGAUAUCCCACAACAGAUUAAUGAUGGAGGUGACAAAUUUAGGACAGUGAAGUUCAAAAUACGGGAGAUCAAGUGUGCAUCCUGUGCAGCAUCUAUUGAAUCCGUGCUGUUGAGCCUGAAUGGGGUCAAGAGUGCCAUGGUGUCGCCGCUUGAAGGCCAGGCUGCAGUUAAAUAUGUUCCUGAGCUUGUUACUGCAAAACAAAUUAAGGAAACGAUUGAAGAAGCAGGUUUCCCUGUUGAUGAUUUUCCAGAACAAGACAUAGCAGUAUGCCGCCUCAGGAUUAAAGGAAUGAUGUGCACCAGCUGCUCUGAGUCUGUAGAAUGUGCCCUUCAAAUGGUGGAUGGGGUGAAAAAGGCUGUGGUUGGUGUAGCUCUUGAAGAAGCAAAGGUUCACUUUGAUCCAAAUGUCACUGAUACAGACUGUAUCAUUGAAGCAAUAGAAGAUGCUGGCUUUGGAGCCGAUUUGAUUAAUUCUGGCAAUGAUUUUAACAAAGUGCAUUUAAAACUUGAAGGAAUUAAGUCACAGGAAGAUGUUACCUUUAUUCAAACCUUUCUUGAGUCAGCUCAAGGUGUAAAUCAUGUUGAAAUGGAUUUGGCAGAAAAUAAGGUGACGGUUAGCUAUGACCCAGACCUCACUGGUCCAAGAUCUAUUAUACAGUACAUUGAUGGAGCUUCCCAUGGCCCCAGCAUUUAUCGUGCAAGCUUGUAUGCUCCUCCAAGACAAAGGGAAACAGAGCGGCUGCAAGAAACGCGGAUGUACAGGAACCAGUUCUUACUAAGCUGCCUGUUUUCGGUUCCUGUUUUCCUAUUUUCAAUGGUACUUCCAAUGGUUCCUACUUAUGGUAGCUGGUUAGACUACAAGAUUCAUAACAUGCUCACUAUUGGGAUGCUCUUAAGAUGGAUCCUCUGCACACCAGUGCAGUUUGUUGUUGGCCGAAGAUUCUAUGUGGGAUCAUAUCAUGCAUUGAGACGAAAAUCUGCUAAUAUGGAUGUUCUGGUCGCACUUGGCACAAAUGUUGCUUAUAUCUACUCUGUAUAUAUAGCAAUAAAAGCAUUGACUUCAGAUACAUUUGAAGGGCAGGAUUUCUUUGAGACUAGUGCCAUGUUGAUAUCCUUUAUCCUCUUAGGGAAAUAUUUGGAGGUUAUCGCUAAAGGGAAAACAUCAGAUGCUUUAGCAAAGCUGACAGAACUUGCCCCUGAUACAGCUCAUCUUUUAACAUUAGAUGGUGAGGGAAAUGUUCUUUCAGAGAUGGAAAUCAGUACUCAGCUGAUACAGAGGAAUGAUAUAAUCAAAGUUCUUCCAGGAGAAAAAGUUCCUGUUGACGGGAUAGUUAUAGAUGGUCAAAGUCAUGUGAACGAGAGUAUGAUCACAGGAGAGGCAAAGCCCAUUUCUAAAAGACCUGGUGACAAGGUUAUUGGUGGGACCAUGAAUGAGAAUGGUUGCUUACUGGUUAAGGCUACUCAUGUUGGGUCAGAGACUGCACUUUCCCAAAUUGUUCAACUCGUCGAAGCUGCUCAGCUUGCCAGAGCACCUGUUCAGAAAUUAGCUGAUCAGAUCUCAAAGUUUUUUGUUCCGACAGUUGUUGUUGCAGCAUUUAUUACAUGGCUUGGAUGGUUCAUCCCUGGAGUGUUUGGACUUUACCCAAAACAUUGGAUACCAAAGGUCAUGGAUGAGUUUGAGCUUGCUCUGCAGUUUGGUAUUUCAGUAUUGGUGGUUGCUUGCCCAUGUGCUCUUGGACUGGCAACCCCUACUGCUGUCAUGGUUGCCACAGGGAAGGGUGCUUCUCAAGGUGUGCUUAUCAAGGGAGGAAAUGCACUUGAAAAGGCACACAAGCUUAAGCGUUUAAAUGUGAAGUGGUUACUUAAAAAUUAG
Messenger RNA from Pistacia vera, 2047 nucleotides. Its product is annotated as copper-transporting ATPase HMA4-like. The transcript is spliced from 7 exons. Lineage: Eukaryota; Viridiplantae; Streptophyta; Magnoliopsida; Sapindales; Anacardiaceae. The coding region runs from base 83 to 2047 and encodes 654 amino acids. The record is from RefSeq and is a predicted model, not a curated record. Gene Ontology annotation, molecular function: ATP hydrolysis activity; copper ion binding; ATP binding. Gene Ontology annotation, cellular component: membrane.